Ixodes scapularis (black-legged tick) is the source of this 1390-nucleotide messenger RNA. RefSeq names its product TNF receptor-associated factor 6. Bases 209 to 1354 code for a protein of 381 amino acids. The record is from RefSeq and is a predicted model, not a curated record. NCBI's taxonomy places the organism in Eukaryota, Metazoa, Arthropoda, Arachnida, Ixodida, Ixodidae. The transcript is spliced from 13 exons.
AACAGAUAUGGGUUGCCCCACCGUUUCCUUAUCAGGGUACGUGUAGUUCCAAACGCCGUUCGCUCUCGCUCUAACGCGGUGAAACAUUAUUUUGAAUUUGAGCGAAUGUAUGAGGGAACCUGCGAGGGCCUGAAUUGCGGAACGCUUGAAUCAGCUGGGUUUUGACGGCCACUUCCACAUACGGCUUAACGAAAAACACAAGACCACCAUGCCGAGAAAAGUCCCGUACCGGGACUUUCCCGGUGGUCCAAUCGGAAUAGAGUUCUCUGAUGAGCUGCCGCACUGGAACUUGUGCGGAAUCUGCGGAAUGUUGUCAGCGUUUAUGAGCAGGGAUGAACUGGGACACAUCUUCUGCAAAGUCUGCGUGGACGCCCACCAUCAGAACAAGCGCAUCUUCUGCAAGCAUGAAAAUCGUUUCGUUGAACUGGCGGACCUAUACGCAGCCGUUGAGGUUAUCCAGUUUACGCACGACCUGACUGUGUUUUGCCCGUACAAAAAACUCGGAUGCACCGAAUACCGUCCUCUGCGUUUCAUGAAGAAACACCUCGUGGAGUGUCCCAUGACUACUGUCACGAGAUGCAAAGCAUGCGACGCGCUGUUGCCGAUCAAAGACCACCCGGACCACAAGGCACUCUGCCCUGAGGCACACGUCCUGUGCAAUACAUGUGUUCGAGGAAUGCCUAGAAGGAAGUACAAGGACCAUCGAAAUCAAUGCCAACGUCGCCCAGAGCCUUCACACCAAGAAGAAAAUCCAACAUCAAUAAACGUCGCAUUGCAGGAAGUUGAAAGUCGCCCUGGACAUGAAGCUUGCACGGGACAGCGCACGCCAGUUCAUUGUAGAGGCGAUCAGACUGGCCGGGCGAUCGAAGACAAUACGGCGAUACAGCAGGCUUUUUUGCAGGAGGCAUGGGAAGAGAUCUUGAACCUCCAAGAAAGAAUAGCAGAAAUGGAGCAGCGUAAACGUGAAGACGACCAGUCUCGCUCGUGCUUGGAAGUGUGCAUUGCAGACCAGGAUAAAUUGCUGCAGGACUACAUGGAAAAGAAUAAGAAACUUGAGCAAAAAAUCAGGGAAAUGGAGAACCGCCAGCGUGAAGACGACCACUCUCGCUUGAAGAUGCAAGACCACAUUGCGGAACAGGAGAAAUUGCUACAGGAUGUCCUGGAAGAAAAUCUGAAGCUCCAAGAAAAACCUACCGGAUUGGAAGACCAAGUGGAUAUGGCGAAUGAGGUGGCACAACGCUCAAGGGAACCAGCCAUUCAACCAAUGGGACAUGAUCUUUCGAAUCGCAUCAAAACGUACUUCAAUUACGUAACUAAAUCAGUCCGGGGCCUACCGGAGGAAGACUUUCGAUGAGGGAACCAUUUGAAUUGACUAAAUUGCUCAAUUGCA